CAAAUUGAUAUUUACUUUCAGGUGCAGGGCCUAACAGGCAGAUAAUGAUCUUCACAUCAGGAACCUCAUCUGUGUAAGAGGACCAAGCCUGUAUUGAUAGUGUGAUGAAUAUGCCAUUGCAUCGAAUCUCUGUAAUUCCAGCCCGGGAUGUUACUUUUUCCAAAGUUAAUAAGAGCAAGGUCAAAGGGAAAGAACAGACUGGCAGUUCUGCCACUGUUUCUGCUCCUCACAGUUUCUCUCAGACAUCUGUUACGCCAACCAGUCAGGACAUCUGCAGUUCCAGUGCAGUGUAUUCUGAAUGUUGUCAUCACAGUCCAGUGCAAUCUGCUGUUGUCUUGAAAAAUCCUGUCUGCCAGAAUUCUCUGACUCAAGGGUCCACUGUGACAGUAAUCUGUCAGGAUAUGGUGCAGGCUUCCAAGAAAGAUCUCCAUGAGCAUGAUUGUGUCCAUGGUCUCAAGGCUAAGAAUGGAAAAACUACCCAAGCUCUGAAAUUCUCCAAGUCUCUCAGUGAUAUGGACCAGAAGGCUCAGAGCACCACCCAAAGCUUUAGCUACGCGGAGCGAACAUGUUCAGAAGGCAAACUGACACAAACUCAGGAGCAGUGUCUAAGUCUUAACACAUUUUAUCACAAAGAGAAGAAAACAUUCAGUCUCAGGCCCUUUACUUUUAGUAAUUCCAAACUCUAUUUCCAGUCGCUUUCCACCAAUUACGCAAGCACCUCUGGGGCUAGUGCUAACAACAGUGCAGUCCAUAUUCCUCUCCUGGAGGACAAGUGUGACAACGAAAUGUCCCGGAGGAAAAAAUUGCUGCACUGCCUUUUCUCCUUCUCUCGUAGCACCAGUGCAUGCAUUCAGGAAUUGGAUAACUACUCGGGCUUCCUCCAGCCAGAAAAAUCAUCCAGUGUGAUGAUAGAGAGCACAGGUUUCUGUUCAGAUGACAUGGGAGAUGAUGAUGUCUUUGAGGACAGUUCCUCUGUGAGGCUGAAAAUUACAGACCAGCGGGCACCACUUUGUUCAGUUGAAAAGGAUAGUGACCUAGACUGCCCUUCUCUCUUGUCAGAAAAAUUUUCCCCGCUUUCCCCUGUAUCUGUAUCUGGGGAUGCCUGCAGGAUAUGCCAUUGUGAAGGAGAUGAUGAGAGCCCUCUAAUUACUCCCUGUCACUGCACAGGAAGUCUUAAUUUUGUGCAUCAGGCAUGUCUACAGCAGUGGAUCAAGAGCUCAGACACCCGCUGCUGUGAACUCUGCAAAUAUGAAUUCAUCAUGGAGACCAAAUUGAAACCUUUAAGAAAAUGGGAGAAGCUGCAGAUGACAGCUAGUGAACGGAGGAAGAUCAUGUGUUCUGUAACUUUCCAUGUAAUUGCUAUCACUUGCGUGGUUUGGUCUCUGUAUGUUCUCAUAGAUCGAACUGCUGAAGAGAUUAAACAAGGGGAGUCCACUGGUAUUCUAGAGUGGCCAUUUUGGACUAAACUAGUGGUUGUGGCUAUUGGUUUCACUGGAGGAAUUCUGUUCAUGUAUGUUCAGUGCAAAGUCUACAUACAGCUGUGGAAAAGACUUAAGGCUUAUAACCGUGUAAUUUAUGUACAGAACUGUCCAGAAGCAAGCAAGAAAAACAUGUUUGAGAAAACGAUGCUAACUGAGCCAAAUCUCGAAAAUACAAAUGUUCUUGCAAAUCAUCAUGCAGAGACUAACAGUUCACCUUGCACAGAGCCUGAAGACUCCAGGGGAAAUAUUCUCCUUAUCUGACAUACUCUGUUUUCCAUGAAGACUUGCACCAGCCUUGUUUUUGGCCAUUCGAAGUCAACUAAGACAGAGUUGGCAGAGUCUUGUUUUCUUACAAAACAUUUCAGGAUUACUACAGCUGCAUAUCUCAAGAUGCCCUGCGCGAAGGAAUACAGGAUUGAUUACAAGAUGUGUAGAUGAGACAGAACAUGGUUAGGCACUUUAAAGAAUAGUCUUUUUUUGGAGCUCACAUUAAAAGAAAAACUGUGUUCUAAUGGGAUAGUUAAUGCCAUUACUACUUUCAUUACUGUACGAAUUAACUAAAGGCGGCACUUUGGAGUUAAAAUAUGUGCUCAUGCUUUAACUGCACUCUCAAUGCUUGUGUAUAUAUUUAUGUCUAUGUACAUGUACACACAAAUCUAGUAUGUUAGGGAGAGGCCCCCUCCCACAAACUCAUGAGUCUUAUGUAAAUACCACAAUUUGCUCAAGCUGGGAUUUGGCUUCAUAAUGUAAAAAAGGGGUUUUCAAUGCAGUGGGCACUUUUAAUCAUUUCUACUUUAUAAUUUGAAAGAAUUUCAUUUCAAAAUACUCCUUUGAAUUAUUGAAGACCCGUUUCUAAUAGAGAUUUAACCACUUGCCUUAAAACUACAGAAAAGUCAAUUUGGUUUGUAUAUGUAAAGUCCACAGUUUUUCUUAAGCCUACAGUAAAUAAUGUCUUGGCAUUUUUUCUAAGAACAUAUUUUUAAGAGAAUAUUGCACAUGUGAAUUUUGUAACAAAGAAUAAUGGUUAUUGUAAACAAACUGAAUGUUUGAUUUAGCCUAUACAAUGGUUUCAGUGUUCUGAAUGACAUAUCUCGAGUGAUGUCAGCAGACAGCCCAGCAGAUGUAAAUUUCUCAUACAAUGAAGAACAAAGGGAAUUUUGAUGCUGCAUUUUAACUCGUGUACUCCACUGCAUAAGUAAGGGCCAUUGGUUUAUUAUGCUGCUGUUGUGCAUUUCAUCUGUCAUUUCCAUCUUCUAAUUUGAAGAAGAAUGAUUCACAGGAAUUAAUGAAUUGCACAUAUUUCACACAUAUAUGUGCAUAUAUAUGUUUAUGUGUGCGUAUUUACAUGUUUGUCUUGGGAGGAGACAUAUGCUAAUUCCAGUGUGGUUGGAACCUUUGAUUAGUUAAUUGAAUACAAUGUCUAAGAGGGACCACUGGCAUUCUGGGAGAUGACUUUCAUCUAUUUGAGCAUUUGCAAUUCUGGUUUUUAUUUUCCUUUUUUUCUUUCCUUUUCUUUUUUAAUGUUCUGGUUUUGCUCCCAAAUAACUUCUGCAAACUGCAAUCCUCUAGCAGACCAACAAAAACAAUUGUUUUGAUUUUAGACACAAAAGUUAAUGCUUUGAUGAAUGCGAACUUGUUAUCAAACUUAAAUUAACUUUACUACUGUUAAGAGCUUAAAAUGUAUUGUGUAUGAUUUAGUAUUUGAAAUUGUACUGCUGUGUAUACUUAUGACAUUUUAAAUGUACGAACGUCCUAGUUUUGGUUAAAACAAUAAUUGUUGAUAUACUGACACAGAGAAUAGAAUUUCAAACUUAA
Messenger RNA from Pogona vitticeps (central bearded dragon), 3296 nucleotides. NCBI's taxonomy places the organism in Eukaryota, Metazoa, Chordata, Lepidosauria, Squamata, Agamidae. The record is from RefSeq and is a predicted model, not a curated record.